AUGACUUCUGCGGACCUCCCCUCCGUUCCCAACGGAGUCCAGUCAGCUGCUUCCCCAGCCGCCUCCAACCCCGCGCCCGGUCAGAUCCUCACCGGAAAGCAAGAACAUUAUCUCAAGCGCGAACUCAUUUCCCGCCAAGUCCAGAGCGAAAUCUCCGAGCUGAAUUCGCCAACCGCCCUCCGACGCUUCGGUGCCCCCUUCAAGUCUGAAUUCGGUGAAGUCGCGCCCGUCGACUCGGAACUUCCUAUCCUGCGAUAUAUCUUUGUCCACCAUGUGCGCAAUUUCCCCUUCCUCGAUCAAGCUCGUGAGAAGGAGUUCUGGCAGGAUAAGUUACAGGUGGUGCGUGUGCCCCCGACCCGACCCUUCCUAGAAUCUUUCGCGACGAAGCAUGUUUCCUCCUCCGAAGAUCGUCUUGAAGAGACCAAGCGCCGGAAGUUGGCCCGAAAGUGCGAGAAACUGGUCGAGCUGAUGAUGGUCUCUGGUAUCCCCACGGCGUCGGGCUACGAGGAGCGGAUCCAGUUCUCGGAGAUGGAGGUGGUAGACCGAGGAGCUAAUGAAAAGGGACUGUUGGUCAAUAUGCCAGAGGGUCAUGCCAUCCAUGGCUGGGACAUCAACGUGGCUGCAGUACGCGUUACUUCGGUGAGGAGGACGGUGCGAUACCACCAACAUGCGGAGUUCAUCCUUCGAGUGCGCCGCGACGGGAAGCCCGAUAUCUUCGUGGCUCGUCGAUAUGGCGAUUUCGCCAAAUUUCACAAGCGUCUACGCACGGAAUUCCCAGGGAAGCCACUCCCACCUCUGCCCCGCAAGAAUAGAUCCUCCACCACAACGAGCUGGUUCGGAUCGGCAGACGAUGAAGCAUCCUCAGUGUCGUCGGUUUCAACAGUUGGGGUCGCCGUGGCCGAUGACAGCACAUCCUCUCGAAACUUGGCCCCCGGCAACCAUCAUCAGCGGUCGUUAUCGCGGUCGUCCAGGCGUUCCUUGAGAUCCCCCCGAGCUUCCAGUGACGGGUCGAGGGAGACGGUGCUUUACCGCGAAGAGCAGAGAGUUUCUCUUCGGGCCUUCCUUCGCACCUUGCUACAAAACAAGCGAGUGGCCGAGACGAAGGCCAUGGAAGAGUUCCUUACCGCGGAUCCCAUCAUUCUGAAUGAAGAGGAGGUGCUGGACAUGCAGAAGCGAAAAGAUGUUGAUUCAGUGCGGAUAGAAGAGCAGAAGCGGUUUUACGAAAUCGCCAGGGUGCGCGCAGCCGAAUUGGACGUCUACAUGGAGAACUUCCGCCGUGACAUUGUGGAGAGCAACGGCCUGACGAAACUGUUCGCUGAAAUUAAAGAAAAGCCGACGGUGCAAGAUCUGAGUCCCAAGUAUCAGAAAUUUGCAGAGUGGCUCCGGAUAGAGGUUGCUGCAACUCUUUACCACCUGUUCCUGGCCGAGGAUAAUUCUCCUGAGUUGUUCGCGCAAGCUAAGCGAAUCCAUUCGCUUGUCCCGUAUUCUUUGUUGAAGAAUGUCAUUCGCAUUGCCAACCCCGCGGCCGUCAUGGCAGGAGUGCUGGACCUCUUCUUGGCCCAGCCCUUCGGCUCGCGAUCGCUGCUCCAGCGAAUCUUCUCUAUGACCCUCAACGAUGGCAUCAAGGCCUUCCAGAAGUCGAUCGAUGCGCUGGCUGCCAAGGUGGAAGACCCCAUCCUUUGCCAAAAGCUGAAAGCGUUCACCGAUGCAGACGAAGAGGUUAAGAAUGAGAUUCGCGCUGAAGCUGCUGCUGAGGAUGUUGACAUAAUCGUGGCUAUCCUCCGUACCGAGCUUCUGCAACCCGAGUUGGCUCCAGAGCAAUUCGGCAAGGUGUUUAAUGGAUACGUGGCUUGGAACCAAGCAGUGGACAAUGUAGAGGUGGAGCUGCGCGAGGGGGCGCAUUGGUUUGCGAACUUGAAGCAGCUCCUGAAACUUUACACUCGUCAAAGGGACAAGGCCAUGAUGUUGAGCAUCGUAGAAGAGCCAACUACACUUCAGCUGUUCCGUGACCUCUUCACCAUUUUCUACGAACCCCUGGUGCGCGUCUACAAGUCUGCCAACGUCUACAGCAGCAUCACCGAUUUCGCACAUUUCGCCGACGAUGCUAUUGCGGUGAUCGAGAAGUGCCAGCGGCAAGAUGUGUCGGCGGAUCCGAAUCAGACGGUACAAGCCUUCAUCGAUCUGUGCGAGCGUCAUCAAAGCAGCUUCUACAAAUUCGUUCACGAAGUUCACCUGCACGACAAUGGCCUGUUCACUUCUCUCAUGGCAUGGAUCGAGGAGAUUCUCGAAUUCCUGCGCAAGGGGCCGCGCGGAGGCGCGCUCGAUAUGAACGCCUUGCUUCGGGGAGCCACGGAUUUCGUGCAGAUUGACAAGGAUAAGGCACUCGAGGAGAUCAACGCCCUGAUCAAGUGGCAUGAAGACCGCAAGCGGUGGCACUUGAACAAGACGCGACAGAAGAUGGCAGCGGAGGGUACAGCACACGACGGAUAUCUGGGUAAUGCGUCAUUCCGAGGCAGUGACUUCGGCCUCGACGAGGCCGAUCUCGAAGAUCUUGCAAUCUCCGACGCCGAGUCGGAAGCUUCCGAAGAUCUGGACGACGAAGAGGACCUGGACCCGAUCUCGGCAGAGCGCAGGCGGCGGGUUAAGCAGCAGGACCAACUCCGGCGCACGGCUGGCGAGCCAGUCAAGCCGGACAUAAGCGAAAUUCUCAAGUUGUCCGAGUCAUUUGGCGUUAUGUUGCGACAGUUAUUUUUACUGGUCUAUCAUGCUCUCACCCACGAAAGCCUUCGGCAGCAGCCCAUCGCCUCACUCGCCUCGCACGGCGGUUCCUCUGCGGGGUCUCUUCCUCGAUGGCGUUUGGCGCUGCAACUGUCCAGAGCGUCCCCCAGCCGCGAAAUUCCAAACCAAGAACCACGGUUCUACGUCUGCCAAAAGCCCCAAGAGAAACGCUGUCGCUUCUUCCUCUGGGCCAGCGACGCCGAAGUCCGCGAAAAGCACGCCGUCUUGACCAACUCUCGCACAGAGCCAGCGGCGGAUUCCUUCUCUUCUGCUACCAGUUCUGCCACCAUUGCCACCCCCACCCCCGAGACACCCACCAAGAAACCACGCCUAUUCGAGACGGGCCUUCUAACCCCUCAGACUGAUCGUACGGUAAGAUUUGGAGAUACAGGCUUGGACAAUAGUGGGGCACGGGGGAAGGGAGGACAGUUGAGUGCGACCAUGCCUCCGCGAAGCGCCAAGGCCCGCAUGAUGGCUGAAGACCUUGAGUUCGAAUGGGAUAUCUCGGAUGAUACGGCGGUGGGGAAUCUGCUUGGUUCUCAAGAACAGAGGCAGCAACAGGCUGCUUCUGCGACUGCUACUGCGCCAAUGCGACAGCCGGAUUUCGGUCCUCCCAAGACGCCAUCCCGGGACGCAGUUGGAGCUUCUGCGCCGGAGAAGAGAAAGCUCGAUGAUAUAUCGGAUGUGGGUGCGCAGGAUGGUUCGAAGACAGAGGCUUUUACGCCAACUUCGUUGGCUCGAUCAUUUACGGAUCGGGCGGUGUCUUUUUCUUCUACUGUGCCGUCGUCGUCGUUGGAGUUUUCGAAGACGCCUACGCCGGUGAGGUUUGUUGGGGCUAGUCCUGCUACGGGUGGAGAGAAGCCUUCGUCUGAUCUGGCAGCGCAGGCUGUUGAGAUUCUGGAUAAGAAUAGGGUGGUGAUGCCGGAGAAAGCGAAGGGUGAGUUGAUGGAUCUCUUGCAGAAGUAUGAGUUGAAGGUGAAAGGUAUUGCCCGGGGACGGGACAUUUCGAGGAUUGCGUUGAAGAAGAAGGACGACCAGAUUAAAGCGCUGAAUGAGCGAAUCUCUAUGCUGGAAAGGAGCGACCUCCCCGCCAUGUUCCGUCCUCCUGUGAACCGGGCCAUGAGAGUCCUGGACCGGUCUUUCUUCAAGAAGACCGUACCGAUCUCUGCGGCAGCGAUCUUCAAGACCUCGGAUAUCGCAAAUGUGCGGAAGGAAUUGACCAAGAGUCGGGACAUGCUUGUGCUGCCGAGAUUGGGCUCCAUAAGGGAAAUUAAGAUCAAUGAUUUGGUGCAUAAAUGUCUGUUGUUGAGGGAGGAUAUUAAGCAUGAUGAUACGGCGACGUGGUCGCCAACGGUUAGUGAGCUUGUGCAGAAGGGAAUGGUUGGCGUUAAGCCUUAUGAUUUGACGUUGGAUUAUGAUUACUGGACUUAUGGUGCGCGAGGAUACUGCUUCGUUGUUUGGGAACUCAAGGCUAAUUGGAGCAGCGGAUAUCAUCAAUACCUGCCUUACAAGCACCUGCUUGCCCAGGUCCUGCUGGACAAGAACCCCAACAUCAGCACCGUCAUCCGCAAGACCGAGGACGUGGGCUCGCACAGCGAAUUCCGCACGUUUCCCUUCGAGCUGCUCGCCGGUGAGAACAAUUUGAACGUCGUCCAGCACGAGCAACACUGCGAGUUCCGCUUCGACUACUCGCGCGUGUACUGGAACAGCCGUCUCGAGACAGAGCACCGUCGUCUAGUGGACAAGUUCCGCCCAGGAGAGAUGGUCUGCGACGUCAUGGCGGGCGUCGGGCCUUUCGCAGUGCCUGCAGGCCGCAAGAAGAUCUUCGUGUGGGCCAAUGAUCUCAACCCUCACGGAUACGAGGUGAUGCUGGACGCCAUCAAGCGCAACAAGGCCGACAAGUUCGUCACGCCCUUCAACAAGGACGGCCGCGAGUUCAUCCGCUGGUCUGCCAAAGCCCUCCUGGAUUCUCCUCACACCGUGACCAUUGAGCCCAAGGUGCGCAGGAGCAAGAAGGCCGCCGCAGAGGAAAAGGGAGAAGCGCUCCCGGCCCCGGAGGUCUUCCAUCGCCCCAACGUCUUCCACCACUAUGUGAUGAACCUCCCCGGUAACGCCAUCGAAUUCCUCGACGCCUUUGUCGGCGUCUACGCAGGCAAGGAGUCGCUCUUCGCCCCUCACACCUCGCAACCUCUGCCCAAGGUCCAUGUAUACUGCUUCUCGGGCCACUCUGCGGACGAACACGACGACCACGUCGAUAUCUGCCAGCGUAUUUCGGAGCGCAUCGGUCACACCAUCACCACGGAGGAUCGUGUCGGCGGCAGCGGCAACCAGGAGAUCGAUCUGGCUAUCCACAAUGUCAGAUUGGUCAGCCCUAACAAGCAGAUGUUCUGCGCCAGCUUCCGUCUGCCGAAGGAGGUCGCAUUCCCUAGUAUCUGCCGGAACAAAACUCAACGCCUCCCCGAUCCCGCAACUACCAACAACACCAACUACCAGCGACCUACAAAAUAUAUAUUUGUUUUGGUGAAAAUGAGCGUCCAACUCCCCCCCGCCACACACCGCAAGCGCACCCUCCCGCAAGGCGAACUCGAAGCCGCGUCGACGCUGAAGCUCGGAGCGGACCAGAACACGCAUACGUUGUCGCUGUCGGAAGCAAGGCUGGUUAUCAAUAAGGUGUUGGAGAAUAAGCGAAGGGGUGGGAAGAAGUAUGAAGAGCCAGAGAAUCUUACGAAGACGCUUGAUUACUUGGAGGUGUUUGCGCGGUUCAAGGACGAAGAGAAUAUCAAGGCUGUGGAGCGGUUGUUGAAUUCGCAUACCGAGUUGGAGAUGUUUGAGCGGUCGCAGCUUGGUAUGUAUAUUUAUUUAUUCCUAUGGGGAUUUUCUUUGCUGGGGAAGAGUAUUGUGGAUGUGUCACAAGGGGACUCAUGGAUGAAGUGGUCAGCAGCAGCUAACAAGUAA
Molecule: messenger RNA, 5733 nt
Organism: Aspergillus welwitschiae
Lineage: Eukaryota; Fungi; Ascomycota; Eurotiomycetes; Eurotiales; Aspergillaceae
Exons: 15
Coding region: 1-5733 (1910 amino acids)
Biological process (GO): DNA-templated transcription initiation; tRNA methylation
Cellular component (GO): RNA polymerase complex
Molecular function (GO): nucleotide binding; phosphatidylinositol binding
Source: RefSeq, a predicted model, not a curated record